AUGUUGCCUAUGUUGACUAGACAACAUGUCAUACCUACAGAAAUUCCGAAAAUGAAAGUUAGAAAUGCUGCUCAAGUGUUUAGCCAACGAGUUUCAUCCAUUAUGGCAUUCUUAGCAACUCAAAAUAUUCUUGGAGAUACAGCUGGAGAUACUGCAAAAUUUUGUUUAUUUUUUGACAAAUUAUUCGACUCAGUUAAUGGAAACUUUGAUAAAGUAGUUGAUGGAAAGAUUUAUAGAACAGGAGUAAAAAUUCUCCUCAUCACAAAUUGUGGGAAGAGUCUUUGA
This is a messenger RNA of Macrosiphum euphorbiae (potato aphid), 285 nucleotides long. Lineage: Eukaryota; Metazoa; Arthropoda; Insecta; Hemiptera; Aphididae. The record is from the annotation of a GenBank genome assembly.